Messenger RNA from Bicyclus anynana (squinting bush brown), 2152 nucleotides. RefSeq lists its product as uncharacterized. The coding region runs from base 177 to 635 and encodes 152 amino acids. NCBI's taxonomy places the organism in Eukaryota, Metazoa, Arthropoda, Insecta, Lepidoptera, Nymphalidae. The record is from RefSeq and is a predicted model, not a curated record. The transcript is spliced from 3 exons.
CCCUUGGGAUCGGUCAUUCUGCGGUUGGUUUGGGUGCGCGCAUCUUCGAUCCGAUAGAACUUUAAACUUUUUUUUUAAUAAUUUUAAUAUUUUCCAUUUUCGUAAACUUUAGUCACGAGAUAGGCGCCGUUAAGGCUAAGCGUGUCCUGGUUUAUUAGUAUUUAAAACAGUGCAAUAUGUUUCUUCAUAAAAACACAGCGAUUUGCCUGCUCUUCAGUUUAAUUGUCAGCGCACCAUCAGAGGCGUUCUUCUUCAAAUGGGGUUCAGACUCUGGAAGUCAAACCUCGUCGAGGAACUGGGUACAGCCCGUUUCACCGUACCGAUACCAGUACUUGUACCCAUACGAGUCGAGAAAAACUUACCAGAUACCACAGCAGUAUCAACAGCCUGAUGUGAUUCAACAAAACAUGGCGCCUAUCCCAAUAAGCGUCCCAGCGGGCGCCAGUUUAACACCAGUGUCACUGCAACAUGUACAGCUAGUGCCCUGCAUGUGCCCAGUCGCUCCUGAAGAAGCGGAGAAACUACAAGAACAAGUGGGCCCGGGCCCUUACGUCGCACAAUCUUAUCCCCAAACGUAUUCCAUACCACAACAAUUGCCGGUCGUGGAUACGCCGAAAACAACAUCCCAACAAUAAAUAUCGAUAAUUUAUACUAAGUUUUCUUUAUGUUGGUUUAAUUGUAAAAAAAACGGCCAAAUGCUUAGGGUUCCAUAGAUUAAACCCAUAUUUAAUGCACAAUUUUACACACAAAAUUAUCCUCACUUUACAUGUAGGGGAAUGUAGGGUAACAAGAAAAAAUGUUUUCAACUUUAUUCACAUUUUUAAUGUACAUAUUCAUGCUAAAUUAAAGUUUUCUAGUAGUAAUAGUUUCUGUUAAACCGCGGACAGACGGACGGACAGACAGACAAUCGGGCAUACUAUAAGGGUUUCUUGUAAACUACGGAACCAUACAAAUUAUAGGCAGGAAUUAAAAUCAAACACAAAUUUGUUACACGACAACCUACAAUCUAUCUAUCUAUCUAAACUAUCGAUGAGAAACGAUGCAAAAAAAAAAAAUAUAUUUUCAUUCUUAUUUUUUUAUAUUGAUGCAUUAUAAUUGCGUUCGCUUGAAACUUACCUUUUUUAAAAACCAUCUUCGAACAUUGCAUUUCUCUUUUGGAGGACAUCAAUUAUAAUUAUGGUUUCAGAGUCUUUAUCGAACAUAGGUAAAAACAAUUUUCGUGUUUAUAAUUAUGUAUAGGUAGAUAAUAUAUUUUUAAAGAUACAAGCCAUUUAUGUUUUUCUCAGCACAUUAUGAGAAAUCAUGUCCCCAGUCAAAAGUCUUUCUUUAUUCUCUACAAGUUAGCCCUUGACUACAAUCUCACCUGGUGGUAAGUGAUGAUGCGAUCUAAUCAAUCUAGUUGACAGUCACGUACGCGGCAACCCUUCGAAAAACACUGUUGGAGAACUUUAGGAGUUUUAGCGAAGGGCUGCUACGUAACUAAGCUUCUGGCGACUCGAGACAAAAACCCUUACAAAUGACCAGGAAAAUCCUUUUUAUAUUUUCACAAUUUGGAACUUGGAUUCGUGAAACCUGCUAUCUCCAAGACAGAAUGAUACAAACUCCACUACUCGGCUACAUUACUCAGUUAUGGUAGAAGCAUGGCCUAUCAAACUUUCAGAUUCCAUAAAAUGCCUGGCUAUUGAAGGCUCUAUUAUUUAGUGUAUAUGGACUUUCAUUUAAUAACCCUGUAACAGUGACAACAGUUUAUAUCAAGAUGACCGAUGUAAGACCACGUUCAGGUUGGCUAAUUGGGCAAGGUGAAGAUAGCAAUUUUUUCCCACGUAUCUUUUCUACCUCACUAGGGCUGUAACGAUGUUUUUACAACUCGCCAGUGUGAGUUUGGAAUUCACAUCUAUCUCUCUAUGUCUGGCAUGAAACUAUGCGAAAGAUAGAGGUGAAUUCGAAACUCACACUUGCGUGAUACACAAAGUAUCGAGAAUAGAACUACUGUUUAUUUACAUCAUAAGAUAAGUACUAUGAGUGAAAAACAUUUAGGUAAAAUAUAAUGUACUACGUGUGCUUUCAAUAAUUUAUUUACUUGAAUUAUUUAUAUUUAUUUAAGACUGAUAGAUUAAGUGUGUAUUGUGGAUAAUAAAGUUAUCUAGAAACA